GUUUAAUGAAACGUGAAAUGGCUUGCGUGUUGCUUAGCGAAUGCUGCAGCAAUUAUAGCCGCAGCAACCAGCUUCAGACUGCCUCACUUGUAAUAAGGUAUUACCACUAUGUAUACGUACAUACAUAUGUAUGUGCAUACAUAUUCAUUGCUCUCUGCAGCACCUUAAUAGUUAAACUUUUAAUGAUCGGACUAACACCUGUCGAAGUGGACUGGACUAAACGUCGAAACGAAUAGUUUUUAGUACAGUGAUAGACGGCAAACCGUUAAGUCCGCAAUUUAAGGUCGGUGAAUGUAAUAUAGAUUUCUUUGUGCUUAAGACGUGUGGUAAUCAAUUUAAAAAAUUAAAAUUCUAAAAGCAAAUGUGUCACAUAUUUACACACAUACAUAUGAACGUAUAUAUGCAAUAGAAAAAUAGUUUUUCAACCUUUUUAAAUUAAAAAAUAUAAAUCGGAGCAAAAUGACCACGGAAUUUGUUAUCAACGGCACUCCCUACACUGUAAAUUUGACUAAUUUUCCACCCGACAUCACAUUGAAUACCUAUAUUCGAGAACAUGCACAGCUAACGGCAACUAAAUUCAUGUGUUUAGAGGGCGGUUGUGGUGCUUGCGUUUGUGCGGUCAAGGGUAAACAUCCCGUUAGCGGUGAAACACGUACAUGGAGCGUCAAUUCAUGCUUAACCCUUUUGAACACCUGCGCUGGUUGGGAGAUCAUAACAGAUGAAGGUAUUGGGAAUAAACAUAUUGGCUACCAUCCCAUUCAAAAACGGUUAGCCAAGAUGAACGGCACCCAAUGUGGCUUCUGCUCGCCUGGUUUUGUUAUGAAUAUGUAUGCCUUACUUGAGUCAAAGGGUGGAAAAGUGACAAUGGCGGAAGUGGAGAAUGCAUUUGGCGGCAACAUUUGUCGCUGCACUGGUUAUCGUCCGAUAUUAGAUGCGAUGAAAUCCUUUGCCGUUGAUAGUACGAUUGACGUACCGGAGCAAUGUAGGGAUAUUGAAGAUUUUGAAUUUAUCAGUUGUCCAAAGACAGGAUUGCAAUGUGCUGGUAGCUGCCAUAAGCCCCUAACCUCUUUGGUCUACGCAGACGGCACGCAGUGGUUUUGGCCCCGAUCACUCUCUGAGCUGUUUGAUGCAUUAUCCAAAAUAGGAAACGACGAGUUCAUGUUGGUCGCCGGCAAUACAGCUCAUGGCGUGUAUCGACGUUCGCUGGAGCUAAAGCAUUAUAUUGACGUGAACGCCGUCUCUGAGCUAAAACAGCACGCAAUUACUAAUGACAAAUUAACACUGGGUGGGAACCUUAGUUUAACUGAAGCGAUGGAAAUAUUCCUAGUGGCCGCUGAGAAUUCUGGUUUCGAGUACUGCCAACAAUUGUGGCAACAUUUCGAUCUAAUCGCGAAUGUGCCAGUUCGUAACACUGGAACACUGGCCGGCAAUAUUAGUAUAAAAAAAUUUCACCCAGAGUUCCCCUCGGAUAUUUUCAUAACAUUCGAAGCCCUCGAUGUCCAGGUUAUUAUCACAGAAGAUGCAUCGACACGUAAGACAAUACCCAUUAAGGAAUAUCUGGGACUUUCGAACAAUAAAAUUGCCAUCAUUGCUUUUGAAUUUAAACCCUAUCCAAAGGAUAAGUUUAUCUUUCAUUCGUAUAAAGUAAUGCCUCGAGCUCAAAAUGCCCAUGCCUAUGUGAAUGCUGCCUUUUUAUUAGACAUGGAUGUAUCUUCGGGGAAAGUUAAUCGCGCAAGUAUUUGUUUUGGAGGAAUACAUCCCGAUUUCGUUCACGCUACGGCUAUAGAGCUUGGCUUAACUGGUCAGAAUUUAUAUGAAAACGUUACCGUGUUAAAUGUUUUCAAAAACCUGAAAGUCCAACUUACACCCGAUGCCGUUCUUCCGGACGCCUCCCCCGACUACCGCAGAACUCUUGCUGCAGGACUACUUUACAAGAGUUUGCUGAAGAUAGUGCCAGCAGACAAGGUGAAGGAACAAUAUAUCAGUGGUGGCAAUAUACUUCAGCGACCCCUCUCCUCCGGAAUGCAAACAUUCGAAACAAAUGAAAAAAAUUAUCCGGUUACACAAGCAGUGGAAAAAGUCGAAGCUAUAAUUCAGUGUUCAGGGGAAGCCACCUAUAUGAAUGACACACUUACCUCGUCGAAUUCAGUUUAUUGCGCGUUUGCUAACGCAACAAAGGUGGGAGCAACUAUUGAAGAGAUUGAUGCCUCCGAGGUUUUGCAAACUCCAGGUGUGAUCGCUUUUUAUUCAGCCAAGGACAUUCCUGGGAAGAAUUUGUCCUGCGACCCAACAUUUGGUUAUGACACCGAAGAGAUAUUUUGCGGUGGGAUUGUCAAAUAUUACGACCAACCUUUGGGUAUGGUUGUAGCUGUCACAAGUGAUAUUGCAAAUCGGGCUGCGAGUAAGGUGAAAGUAACAUAUUCCAACAGCACUCGAAAUAUUUUACCCACCACUGCGGAUGUGUUUGAAGCAAAAGAAUUCAGUCGUAUUCACAUGAUAAAACCUUCGGAACUGGAUGAGAUACAGAUGUCUGAAGCACCGGACAUUACUGACAAGGGUAUUUUUGAAAUUGGUGGGCAGUAUCAUUUUACAAUGGAACCCCAAACUACCAUAGCUGUGCCGUUUGAAGAAGGCCUGCAGGUUUGGACAUCAACUCAGUGGAUGGAUCAUACUCAAUGUGUAAUCUCGAAAAUGUUGCAAGUUAAGGCAAACGAUGUGCAACUCAAGGUUCGACGCCUCGGAGGCGGGUAUGGUAGUAAAAUUUCACGAGGUAAUCAGGUUGCAUGCGCUGCUUCAUUAGCUGCAUAUAAACUAAAUUGUCCAGCCCGUUUUGUGCAGACCAUCGAGUCGAUGAUGAACUCGAACGGAAAACGUUGGGGUUGCCGUUCAGACUACGAAUUCCAUAUUAAGGCCAAUGGUAAAAUUGUAGGACUUAAGAAUAUAUUCUAUCAGGAUGCCGGAUGUACACUCAAUGAGAACCCUAUUAAGGGGCAUUCGGUUGGCUGUGCUAAAAAUUGCUACGAGCUCACUGAUAUGAAUACUAAAGUUGUUGGCGAGGCUGUUUUAACGGAUGCACCAAGUUCCACGUGGUGUCGUGCUCCAGGCUCUGUAGAAGGCAUUGCCAUGAUCGAAAAUAUUUUGGAACAUAUUGCGUUUGAAGCCAACAUUGAUCCAGCUGAUGCACGAUUAGCCAAUUUGAAACCCGGAAAUAAAAUGGGAGAGUUAUUGCCACGAUUUAUUAAGUCAACUGAAUAUCGGGAGCGACGAAAGGAGAUCGAUAAUUUCAAUAACAAUAAUCGUUGGAUAAAACGCGGACUAGGAUUAUCCAUAAUGGAAUACCCAGUUUUUCUUUUUGGUCAAUAUCCAGCCACUGUAUCUGUAUAUCACGUCGACGGUACUGUGGUUAUAUCACACGGAGGAAUAGAAAUGGGACAAGGCAUGAACACUAAAAUUGCUCAAGUGGCUGCACACAUACUCGGCAUACCCUUAUCUUUUAUUAAGAUUGAGUCGAGUGACACCAUCAAUGGAGCUAAUUCCAUGGUAACAGGAGGUGCAGUUGGCAGUGAAAGUCUUUGUUUUGCCGUACGAAAAGCAUGCGAAACUCUAAAUGAACGUCUUAAACCCGUAAAAGAUGAACUUGGUAAGGACGGUGGUUGGUUAAAUGUUGUCCAGCGAGCUUGGGGAAAAGCUAUAAACUUGAUCGUUAGUGAUCAUUAUAAAAAAGGUGAUAUGGAGAACUAUAAUGUUUAUGGCUUAGCAUUAACGGAAAUAGAAGUAGACAUUUUAACGGGCAAUAAUCAAAUAAAACGAGUCGACAUAUUGGAAGACGCUGGAGAAAGCCUCAGUCCGUACAUUGAUAUUGGUCAAGUGGAAGGUUCGUUUGUUAUGAUGCUAGGUUACUGGCUUACGGAGCAACUGAUUUAUGACCGGCAAACUGGGCAACUCCUAACAAAUCGUACAUGGAAUUAUAAACCACCUGGCGCUAAAGACAUACCCAUUGAUUUUCGCAUCGAAUUGCUGCAAAAGAAUCCAAAUCCAGCAGGCUUCAUGCGCUCAAAAGCGACAGGUGAACCUCCUUGCUGUUUAGCGAUCAGUUCAAUUUUCGCUAUACAGCACGCUCUACAGUCUGCUCGAAAAGAUGCCGGACUUAAGCGAGAAUGGGUUCGUUUAGGCGCUCCAACGACACCAGAAAAGAUUGUCCUUAAUGCCGGUACUGACACAUUAAAGCUGUCCUUGGUAUAAUGUAUAUUCAUCUGUUUUAUGUAUAUAAUUCUUUCCGUUAAGUAUUUGGUGGCUGGAUUUGUAUUUACGUAGUUGCAUACAUACAUAUGCACAUAUACAUAUAUAUAUAUGUACAUAUAUGUAUGUUUAUGUGAAUACAUUAUUUGUUUAUAUAUGUAUGUUAUGUACUAUUAUGCAUUAAAAAUUGAGUGAAUAAAUAUAAACAAAAUAUUGUAAUUAAAUGUGGCUAAAUGAGUUCGGCCAUUCCCCCUUUUUCGACCGUGAAUGGCUCCGUGACAGCAGCAACAUUGCCUAAUCGCCUACUCACCACGGCCCGUUCCACCCAUGGGUACGUGCACGUACACAUAAUACACCUACACACACACAUAUACACAUGAAUUGUAUUUACACAUACACACACACAUGAAUUACAACAUAAUAUGAAACAAAACACAAUUUUGCGAAUGUCAUA
Messenger RNA from Rhagoletis pomonella (apple maggot), 4693 nucleotides. Its product is annotated as indole-3-acetaldehyde oxidase-like. Lineage: Eukaryota; Metazoa; Arthropoda; Insecta; Diptera; Tephritidae. Gene Ontology annotation, molecular function: 2 iron, 2 sulfur cluster binding; FAD binding; oxidoreductase activity. The coding region runs from base 460 to 4242 and encodes 1260 amino acids. The record is from RefSeq and is a predicted model, not a curated record. The transcript has 7 exons.